CCGCCCGCCCGCCCCCCGCCCGGCCGCUCUCCGCCUUCUGCCGGCCGUGCCAGGCAGCCUCUCUCUCGGCCUUCACUACCGGGUCAGGCGAGGAGGGAACGCCGAGGCAGCGCCCGCCUGACUCCGCCGCCGCCGCCACACUCCUCCUCCCCGCGGCCGUUCCCUCCCUUUUCCCCUCCCUCCUUCUCUCCCUCCCUCCCCGCUGCCAGUUUCUCUACAACUAGUACAUCCACACGCAGGGUCCCGGCCGCCGUGGCUGCCAUGGAUAUCAGCUAAAGCGCCGGCAGCCGCUCGGACCGGGCACAGAGGCUCUCCCCGUCCCCGCUCCGUCGCCCCGCGGGGCCGCGGCGCCCGCUCCCCUCGCCGGCCGCAGCCCAGCCUGCCCCGAGCGUGCCCCAGCGGAGCCCCGGGGGAGGGGGGCAGAGAGCGGGAGGAGAGAGCGGCAAGCAGCGCGGGAGUCGGGCAGAGCAUCCCCACGGCAAUGUCCAAGGGCUUGAAGAAGAAAAGCCACUGGACGAGCCGAGUCCACGAGAUCGUGAUCGUGCGGAACCCGGAGGGGCAGCUGGGCUUCGAGCUGAAGGGGGGCGCCGAGAACGGGCAGUUCCCGUACCUGGGCGAGGUGAAGCCCGGCAAGGUGGCCUAUGAGGGCGGCAGCAAGUUGGUGCCGGAGGAGCUGCUGCUGGAGGUGAACGAGACCCCCGUGGCCGGGCUCACCAUCAGGGAUGUGCUGGCCGUGAUCAAGCACUGCAAGGACCCCAUCCGCCUCAAGUGCGUCAAGCAAGGAGGCAUUGUUGAUAAGGACCUUCGUCACUACCUCAAUUUACGGUUCCAGAAAGGUUCGGUAGACCAUGAGCUCCAGCAGAUCAUAAGAGACAAUCUCUACCUCCGCACAGUGCCAUGCACCACAAGGCCACAUAAGGAGGGGGAGGUCCCUGGUGUGGACUAUAUUUUCAUCACUGUUGAAGAUUUUAUGGAAUUGGAGAAAAGUGGUGCUCUCUUAGAAAGUGGAACAUAUGAAGACAACUAUUACGGCACACCGAAGCCUCCAGCAGAACCAGCUCCAUUAUUGGUAAAUGUAACUGAUCAGAUCCUUCCAGGUGCCACUCCUGGGGCUGAAGGCAAACGUAAGAGGAAUAAGUCUGUGAGCAAUAUGGAGAAGACAGGUAUUGAACCACCCGAGGAGGAAGAGGAAGAAAGACCUGUGGUCAAUGGAAAUGACGUGACAGUAACACCAGAAUCAAGCGAACAUGAAGACAAGAGCACAGGUGUCUCAGGUGAAGUAUCUUCUACACAACCAUGCCCUGCACCAGGAUAUACUCAGCCUGAAGAAGCAAAGGAGGAUAUGGAUGUAACAAAACAAACAAAGCCUGAAGAGAAUGAUGACUUGGGCCCACUGCCUGAUAACUGGGAAAUGGCUUAUACAGAAAAAGGGGAAGUCUACUUUAUUGACCAUAACACAAAGACAACAUCAUGGCUGGAUCCACGACUUGCGAAAAAGGCUAAACCUCCAGAAGAGUGCAAAGAAAAUGAGCUUCCAUAUGGCUGGGAGAAAAUUGAUGAUCCCAUUUAUGGCACUUAUUAUGUUGACCACAUAAAUAGAAGAACACAAUUUGAAAACCCUGUGCUAGAAGCAAAAAGGAAACUACAGCAGCAUAACAUGCCCAACGCAGAACUUGGAACAAAGCCUAUGCAGGCCCAAGGUUUCCGAGAAAAACCACUCUUCACCCGUGAUGCAUCACAGCUGAAGGGGACUUUCCUCAGCACCACUCUUAAGAAAAGCAACAUGGGUUUUGGAUUUACCAUCAUUGGUGGGGAUGAGCCAGAUGAGUUUCUUCAGGUGAAGAGUGUAAUUCCUGAUGGGCCUGCAGCACAAGAUGGGAAAAUGGAAACAGGUGAUGUGAUUGUCUAUAUUAAUGAAGUUUGUGUCCUUGGACAUACUCACGCAGAUGUAGUCAAACUCUUCCAGUCUGUUCCUAUUGGUCAGAGUGUCAACUUGGUGCUAUGUCGUGGAUACCCUUUGCCCUUUGAUCCUGAAGAUCCUGCCAACAGCAUGGUGCCACCCCUUGCAGUAAUGGAGAGGCCUCCGGUAGUGGUAAAUGGAAGACAUAACUAUGAAACUUAUUUGGAAUACAUUUCUAGGACUUCUCAGUCUGUUCCAGACGUAACAGAUCGACCACCACACUCCUUGCACUCCAUUCCAGCAGAUAGUCAGCUUGAUAGCACAUUCCCACCACCUGCCCAUGAUGAUAAUGUAUCAAUGGCUUCUUCUGGGGCCACCCAAGCUGAACUUAUGACCUUAACCAUUGUGAAAGGGGCCCAGGGCUUUGGCUUCACUAUAGCAGACAGUCCUACAGGACAGAGGGUGAAGCAAAUUCUAGACAUUCAGGGAUGUCCUGGUUUGUGUGAAGGUGACCUCAUUGUUGAGAUCAACCAGCAGAAUGUACAGAACCUGAGCCAUGCAGAAGUAGUGGAUAUACUUAAGGAAUGUCCUGUUGGAAGUGAAACUUCUUUGAUUAUCCAUAGAGGAGGUUUCUUUUCUCCAUGGAAAACUCCAAAGCCUGUGAUGGAACGAUGGGAGAAUCAAGGCAGCCCUCAGACAAGCCUAUCUGCUCCAGCUAUGCCACAGAAUAUUCCCUACCCACCCACUCUUCACAGGAGUUCAUUUCCCGAUUCAACAGAGGCCUUUGAUCCACGGAAACCUGACCCAUAUGAGCUGUAUGAGAAAUCAAGAGCUAUUUAUGAAAGUAGGCGUCCUGAUUACAAGGAGUUGGAUGUUCACCUUCGGAGAAUGGAGUCCGGUUUUGGCUUCAGGAUCCUUGGAGGAGAUGAGCCUGGACAGCCUAUCCUCAUCGGAGCAGUAAUUGCAAUGGGCUCAGCAGACAGGGACGGUCGCCUCCAUCCUGGUGAUGAACUGGUGUAUGUGGAUGGGAUUCCAGUGGCCGGCAAAACCCACCGAUACGUGAUUGAUCUUAUGCAUAAUGCUGCCCGAAACGGGCAGGUGAAUCUUACUGUGCGGAGAAAGGUGCUACCCACGGGAGAGCCAUGCCCAGAGAAUGGCAGAAGCCCAGGCUCUGUGUCCACGCACCACAGCUCUCCAAGAAGUGACUACGCGACUUAUGCUAACAGCAAUCACGCUGUCUCCAGCAGCAACGCGACUCCCCCGGAGGGCUUCACGUCCCACAGCCUGCAAACCAGCGACGUGGUGAUCCACCGCAAGGAGAACGAAGGGUUCGGCUUUGUUAUCAUCAGCUCCCUGAACAGGCCCGAGUCAGGGUCCACAAUCACUGUACCCCAUAAAAUAGGGCGGAUAAUUGAUGGAAGUCCUGCUGAUCGCUGUGCAAAACUUAAAGUCGGAGACCGGAUCUUAGCUGUGAAUGGCCAGUCUAUCAUUAACAUGCCUCAUGCAGAUAUUGUGAAGCUAAUUAAAGAUGCAGGUCUCAGUGUAACACUUCGCAUCAUUCCUCAGGAGGAGCUGAACAGCCCAGCCUCAGCACCCAGCUCAGAGAAGCAGAGCCCCCUGGCCCAGCAACACAGCCCCCUGCAGCAGCAGAGCCCCCUGGCCCAGCAGCAAAGCCCUGUCACCCAGCACAGCCCCGUGGCACAGCCCACACUCCCACAACCCCUGCAGCUGCAGGGACACGAGAACAGUUAUAGGUCAGAAGUAAAAGCCAGACAGGAUGUGAAGCCUGACAUCCGACAACCUCCAUUUACAGACUACAGGCAGUCUUCAACUGACUACCGCCAGCCUCCCCUGGACUACAGGCAUCCUCCCGUGAUGGAUUACCAGCAGCCACCACCCCUUGACUACAGGCAGCCACCCUUGCUGGACUACAGGCAGCACUCUCCCGACACCCGGCAGUACCCCCUGUCAGACUACAGACAGCCCCAGGACUUUGAUUAUUUCACCGUUGAUUUAGAGAAGGGAGCCAAAGGUUUUGGGUUUAGUAUUCGAGGAGGAAGGGAGUACAAAAUGGAUUUGUUUGUGCUGAGGUUAGCAGAAGAUGGACCAGCAAUAAGAAAUGGAAGGAUGAGGGUAGGGGAUCAAAUAAUUGAAAUCAAUGGAGAAAGCACAAGGGACAUGACACAUGCCAGAGCAAUAGAGCUAAUCAAGUCUGGUGGCAGGAGAGUGCGACUGUUGUUGAAACGUGGAACAGGCCAGGUCCCUGAAUAUGACGAGCCAAGCUCCUGGAGCGCUCCCGCUGCCACCUCCCCAGGUCUGCAGGAAGUAGCUCUGUCCCUCGACGACAUAAUCUCACCAUUAUCCUCAUCACACAUAGCCCCACCCUCUGACCCUUCUCACCAGAUAAGCCCAGAACCAACAUGGGAUAUCAAGAGGGAACACGAUGGAAGGAAACCAAAGGAGCUUUCGGUGAACGGCCACAAAAAGAAAAGGUUAGGAGAACAAAGAGAAAGGUCAGCAAGUCCUAAAAAGGCAGACAGGUCCAAGCAUGACGAGCCUUCUUGGAAGGGAUAUUCGGAAGGCAAAACUAAGGUGACGGAUGGUGGCAGGCUCACCUCGGAAAGCAGAGCGGUGGGACACAGCGUUAUGAUGGAGGCUGGCGCAAGAGAGCACGUGUGUGCUGGAAGCAGUGAUGAACAGUUUGGGAGGCUGAAGAAGCCGGAAAGCAAGAGGGGAGGAUCUCUUAGCAAAAGAGAAGAUCACAGAUCCACAAAUACCAGUGAGAAGAAGUCAGCUGCAGCACCUGACCAUGCCAAGCUUGAUGCAGGUGCUACCAAGACAUACAGUAGCAAUCGCUGCAGCUCGCCUGGAAGCGAUAUGGAUCACAGCCAGAGGGAUCCUGAUGGGAAACCCAGCGAGUUCCCCAGGAAGGGACAUCUCCACCCCAUUAGCACUCGCAGCACCAACACUACAGUUCGGAAGGCAACGGUCUCCCCGGGGCCGUGGAAAAUCCCCGGCUCAGAUAAGCUACCUGGCGUCCUGAAGUCUGGUACUUCUGCCAUGAGCAGAUAAGCACGGGACUGUUGCCCUCUAACUGUCUCAAAUUGACGCAGAACAUUCUUCUUAGUUGUUGUCUCACGUUGAUUUAUUUUAAUUUAUUUUAACUACCACACAUAUACACAAAGCAUUGAGGGAUGAAAACAUUAGUGUGUAAUUCCAUGACAAUGUGCACAGUAUCUAAUAAGUUCAAAAGCAUAUAGUCAACACGGAGAUUUGAAAUUGACCCUAAAGUCCCAGUUCCAUUUUAGGGACUUUGGCAGCUACGGAAGAAACCAAAACAAAUGAAGGACAGUACAACAGAGAAGGAUAGUGCAGUGUAGCUUUAGCAUAUUUUUCCACUGCAUGAAGGACUUGGAUUUCAUUCAAACUUUAUAUCAAGAAACUGGAACAAGUUAGAGCAAUCGCAAACUGGAACAUCGCCUUAAAUAAAACUGCACGGAGCAAGCUGAAACUGAGAGAGAAUCUUUUCACGGAGCUAAAAUGUUGUAAAUAAAUUGUUCUUGACAUAUCUAGACAGGGGUUAAAGGGUUUCUUUGAAGCAUUUGGAACUGUACGCCCAUGACACGUCUCCACUGUCACCACUUUGGGAUAGUCCACGUGAUACCCUGUAGCACAGUUCGCUGGACGCUACAGGAGGAGUUGGGAAUCUAGUGGAUUAGUUUCUGUGAUACCAUUUCUACUGCCAUUUUUGUGAACCAACCAUGUUUCUGUACAUUGGAAAGGAGUUAGGGUGGAGUUGUAUUUGCAAAUUAUUCUCCAAAGCAAUUUACUACAGGUUCCCCAAUUCCUGCAGAGUAGCACACAAGCCAGUUGGUCAGGCUCAAAACUCCAAUAUCCCCAAGGCCCUUGCAAUGAAAGGAAGAUUGCUACAGAGAAAAAGCUGCAGUUUCCUUAAGGAAAGGCCUUCCCCUCCUGCAGAAAAUGAUAGUUUCACUCAUCAACAGUGCUAUGUUUCAUACCCACCCCCAUUUCAUUAGGAUGCUCUCACUUUCCAUUCCCUCACUUUGGCAGAGCAGGUGUCUUUGAGGCACAUAACAGUAAUUAGACAGAAAUACAUUUUUUGGUGCCCUCAAUCUGUAAAUUCAAUAUAUUUCCAUUUUAAAAAUGGUUUACAUUUUAUCAUUUCUUCCCUACCUCCAUUUUUUUUCUUUUAAUUUUAGUCUUUCUUGCUUGUCUGUUUUGAAUUUCAAGCCUUAAGUGCCAGGUAAACAUUCCAGUCUGCCUUCACAGGAGAUAAGUCUAAGUUCAGUCAGUCAGUCACUAUCUUGGUUCAAUAAGAUGCGUGUGUGUACGUGUAAGUGUGCAUAUGCUUAUUUGUCUGUCAAAAUUAAAAUAAAAUAAAAAAUCCUGGGCAAUAGUAUAUUGGUAAUUAAAAGAACAAUCACGUAGUCAAAAAUUCGAAAAGAUUGUUCUCAAGCAAUCUUUGUUCCUCACAUGCUCUGCUGAAACAUUAGAUUAAGAUUGGCUUUGUUCCAAGAAAUCAGCACAUGGUUGUAUGUCUCAAACAUUGCACUGGACUGAGAAAUCUAUAGGCAUGUUUCUUCCUGUCCCAUUAUCUGAAUAGCCUCAAGUAAAGGAUUUUGCAGCUUUCAAAGAA
This is a messenger RNA of Phasianus colchicus (ring-necked pheasant), 6557 nucleotides long. Lineage: Eukaryota; Metazoa; Chordata; Aves; Galliformes; Phasianidae. The record is from RefSeq and is a predicted model, not a curated record.